Messenger RNA from Penaeus vannamei (Pacific white shrimp), 1859 nucleotides. Its product is annotated as facilitated trehalose transporter Tret1. Gene Ontology annotation, cellular component: membrane. The record is from RefSeq and is a predicted model, not a curated record. NCBI's taxonomy places the organism in Eukaryota, Metazoa, Arthropoda, Malacostraca, Decapoda, Penaeidae. Gene Ontology annotation, molecular function: transmembrane transporter activity. Gene Ontology annotation, biological process: transmembrane transport.
AGCAGUCUCCCAGUGCAACAAGUAUUCCCAUGCUGCACAGCGCUGGCACAUCUCGCAGUACGUUCGUGUCAGCCGACCUCACUGCGCGCCGUCGUCUGCUGCUCGUGGAAAGCCAUCUUGCCCCGACGGCCAAUACUAGCAUGAAAGGACAAGAUCUCUAACGCUCGACAUGGAUAAGGCAACGGAGAGCGAUAACAAAGGAGCCGAAGGAGACGCCGAACGGAAUCCCAUCACUGUACGCCGAAUGGCGUGCGUGAUGGUGAUCGCCAGCACGCCCCUCUUGAACGGCAUGAUGGUCGGGUGGACGGCGGUGCUGCCCAAGCUGCAGGAGGACGGCAGCUUCCCCGUGUCCGACGAGGAUGUCACGUGGCUCGUGUCCCUCAUGCUGGUCGUGGGCAUCGGCGUGUCCCCCGCGGCCGGCGCCCUGGCGGAGGCCCUGGGCCCCAGGCGCGUCAUGUUCCUGGCCAUGGCCCCCGUCGUGGGCUUCUGGCUGCUGCAGGCCUUCACGCCCUACCUCGCUUUACUCUACGUCGGAAGGACCGCCGCCUCCGUCAGCGCCUCCAUGGUGUGCACGAUGGUGCAGCCGCUGGUCGCCGAGCUGUGCCCCACGCGGAUCAGGGGAAUGGCGUCCACGAUGCCGGAGGUCAUGAGCUGUGCCGGGGUGCUGCUGGGCUACGUGCUCGCCUACCUGCUGCCCUGGGACGUCGCCACGGCGAUUUCUGCCGCUCCGUUCCUCCCUCUGUCUCUGGCGAUCCUGUUUGUCCCCGAGUCUCCUUAUUGGCUGGUGAGGAAGAAGAGGAUCGACGCCGCCGAGAGGUCCUUGCGAGUCCUGCUGGGUCACACCGCUGACGUCACGAAGGAACUGGACGCCAUCAGGAGCACCACGACCCUCAAGCAGGCCAAGGUCAAGAACCAGAUGAGAGAGCUUCGUGAGCGACGCAACGCCAUUCCUGUCCUGUUGAUGCUGAGCGUGUUCGUCCUGAGAGAGCUCGGCGGGAAAGGCCCGGUGUUCAACUACACCGUGUACAUGUUCCGCAAUGCGGGAGUGCAGCUGGAUGCCUUCUACUGCACAGUAUUCGUCGGUGUUGCUCGCCUUGCAAGCACCUGCGUGUCUGCUUGCACUUUGGAUCUGGUGGGUCGCAAGCCCCUCCUUGUGGCCACAGCAGUGAUCUGCGCAGUGUCGGAGGGCGUCGCCGGAGCCUUCCUCUUCCUGGAGGUGGAGGGGGCCGCGUGGGUGCCUCUAGUGUCUGUGAUUGUCUUCGUGAUCGGCUAUGGCAUUGGUCUGGGACCCGUUCCUUGGAUCUACCUUGGCGAACUGCUGCCAACACCCGUGAGGUCUCUCUCGGCUGCACUGAUUACCUUCAGUUAUUCCAUAACUUAUUUCGGAGUGAGCUAUUUAUUCCUUAGAGUAAUAGCAUCACUAGGUCUGGGGCCGACGAUGAUGGCGUUUGCGGCGGCGAAUCUGAUCAUCGCCCUCCUUGUGCUGUGCUUCAUCCCCGAGACCAAAGGCCGAACUCUGCAGGACAUGGAGACCGCCUUCGCAUCGAACGUCAACAGCCAGGACCAUUCGCAGGCCGAUACCAUGACUGCCGGAGGAGAGGCCACGCCAGCCAAAGGGGAAUCUCUGAUGGACGACUACCGGCGCGACGACACGAAGGGGGUGCCAUCCGUCUGACCACGGAUUUUACACCUCAAGUACAACUUGUAAUCUCAUAUACUUGAUGUAGUUCAGGGAGUAACUACAAGGCAAAAGGAUUAUUGUUAGCUCAAUAUAGAAUGGCAGAUUUAAAGUUGUAAUAUGUUUACUAAGUUAUAUUCUCUUGUACACUGACGAUUUAUAUUUAUACAUAAUUCUGCUG